AUGCCUCCCAAAAGCACGAAACCAACGAGCGAUGAGCUUCUCGCUCAAUUCGACGACCUCGGCAUCGAUUCAAACACUGAUAAGCAACCCCCGAAGACGGCAGCUGCACCUACUGCUACACAGUCUGAACAAGACAUACUUGCGGAACUCGACAAUCUAGCCACGCAACGACCGAGCAGUGGCCCCGGCACACCCCGUCUGUCGACGACUGAGCCCAGAUCGGCUACUAAGUCACCGAAGCCUGCAGCAGCAGCAUCUACCCCCCAAACCAGCGAAGAGAAGUCGAGCACUCGUAAAUCAGGGGAGAGCACCCGUUCAUUCCGCGCCGGAAACAAAGCUGCGAAUACACAACCGCCUGAGUCUGAAAAGCCAACGGUGCAGGAGGCCUCUGCUAGCACAGGCGGUGGAAGAUGGUGGGGAGGCUUUUUCGCAACCGCCACUGCGGCCAUGAAGCAGGCCGAAGCUGCAGUUAAAGAAAUCCAACAGAACGAGGAGGCCCAGAAAUGGGCUCAGCAAAUGCGCGGAAAUGUUGGUGCUCUCAGGGACCUGGGUGGUGAGCUCAAGAACAGAGCGCUUCCCACGUUCACGUCCAUUCUUCACACUGUUGCACCUCCCAUUUCCUCGCACGAGCGUCUCCAAAUACACAUUACCCACGAUAUCUCUGGUUAUCCCGCUAUCGAUCCUAUCGUAUACUCGGUUUUCGCGCGCGUGAUGGCGCAAGUAGAAGGUGGAGACCUCCUGGUCGUUCAGCGGGGCCAAGAGUCGGGCCCAAAGCGUGGACUUGAUCUCGGUAUCUCGUUUUCCGGGACAGGCUGGAAUGACGGUCCGUGGUGGCGUACAGUUACCCCAGGGCAACCCCGCAGCAUUUCGGCUGUUCGGGGCACUGUGGAAGCGACCAAGCUCGCCCGGGCGAGUGCGGAGUCCUUCGCCACGGAAUACUUCGCCUCGAGGGGCGGCAUUGAAGAAGCCGCGAAACAUGCGACUCAAAUCCUGAGCGAAUCAAAUCCAGUCCGGAGCAGCGAUAUUUUCUUGGCUAUUCAGGCCAUCAGCCAGACUUCCUCCCCCGAGCUGUUCCAGGCAGGAGCAGCAACGGACAAGGCGACUCCGCCGGGCGUAGUUGAUGUGCCUGAGGCCACAGAAGAGGAGAUUGCUUUUGCACUCUAUCUCCACGACCCAAUCCACGGUAUCGCCUUUCACACCAUCUCCCAGACUAUCCCGCAGAAAUGGAUCGAUUGGCUCGAGGCUGCCGCUCCUGCAUCUGCAGACAAUGACGCAGGGGAUGAGGACGUGCCGCGUGCAAGUGUCCCGGAAGAGAUCGCUGAGAUUAUCGAAAGCGGGGCUGUCGAUCCGCGUGAAUGGGUGUCGGAGUGGCUCGAGGAGUCUUUGUCCUUGGCUGUUGGCAUUGUUGCACAGCGCUAUGUGGCUCGCAGAAUGGGAGUGGGUGAGGGAGGCGUUGGCAAGGGCAAGAUGCGAGCUGAACAGGCUUCGGUUGUGGACAGUGGCGCGGGAGAAGCUGCAAGGGCGCUAUAG
Molecule: messenger RNA, 1530 nt
Organism: Aspergillus clavatus NRRL 1
Lineage: Eukaryota; Fungi; Ascomycota; Eurotiomycetes; Eurotiales; Aspergillaceae
Product: DUF5427 domain-containing protein MTC1
Exons: 2
Coding region: 1-1530 (509 amino acids)
Source: RefSeq, a predicted model, not a curated record